UGAGUCACAGAAAGUUAAUACAAAAACUCUGAAGGUGCAUGUGGGUCCCAGGAGCUGCAAGUCGUUUCCACGGAGAACCUGGACAUCCCGUCUUCAUUCCCUGAUCUGGUCAGCGAAGAGGAGCCGGACGGGAAAACGCUGCAGAAAUGAUCUAACAGCUGCUGGAUGGACAAGGUGACCGCAGAGAAAGUGGUGAGCUCAGGUGGAGGAGCUGCAGCCAGCAGCAGCUCAGGUGUGGUCAAAAAAUCAGUGACAGCCUGUGGAGUUACAUCACAGAGUGAUUUUUCUUUCAGCUCCGGUGGCUCAGGUGGAAAAGCUGCAGCAGGAGGAUCGGAGGGUACGAGCAGCUCAGUUCUGAUCAAAUCUAGCAGUUCUGGAGCCGGAAACGUACGCGUCACCACCGUAGGAACUUCCUCUGCCCAGUCCUCAGGUCAGAGGUCAGGGACCUCAGGGACCUCAGGGGCCACUGUGGCCUCAGGGAGAGGAGAGCGGUCUAAAGAGGCCGGAGGAGCAGGAGGAGCAGGAGGAGCAGGAGGAGGGUCCUCUAGCAUGUCCUACAGUUUUGGAAGUGGAAGCAGAGAAACUAAAAAAGAAGGGGGUCUUGGUGCUGUGACCGUUUCCACGGUGACCAAAAGCAGCUACACAUCAGGAGGGUCCAGAGAAGGGAAGAAGGGCUCGUCAUCCUCUGGCAUUACGUACUCACUUCCUCCAAAGGAGAGGAAGAGUGUGACCACCAUGGCAGCUGCUCUGUCAGACGUCUUUGACGAAAGCUCCGAUUCUUCCCUGGAGUACAGCAGGAAGGAGUAUGGGAGUUCAACUGCAACUUCAACUUCAGCCACUAGGGGGAGAACUCAAAGCAGAGAGAGUGAGAUCAGAGCCAGGCUUCAAAGUGCUUCACCUCCAGCCAGAUGGACGGAGCUGGAUGAUGUGAAGCGCCUGCUGAGGGGAAACCGCUCCACCAGCACCAGCCCCACCCAGUCCCCCAACAACACACUGCCCAUCCCCAAGAAGGCCAGCAUGGAAGCCAAGGCCACAUCUGAGGGCUCCUCAGGUCCCAUCGAUCAGUACGGCAGCGUUUGGUCAGGAGACGUGAGCAGUGGAUAUUACAGCACCAACCCCAACAACUACACCGCUACCUCCCACCUUUACCCAUCAGGUGCCGGAGUCCAGAACAACCUGACUCUCGGCUCUCCCUCUGUGAACGCUGGACAAGCUGUCAGCGGCUCCGUGCCAGCAUACGGUGUGCAGAAUAACCUGACCAGUCCAACGGUCCUCUCACCCGCUGGUGCCGGCUCACAGAUAGUUUAUGGCGUCCAGAAAAAUGUGUCUGGACUAACUGCACCCACAGUGAGACCCAGCAGUCCCACCAGUUAUGAGGCCUCAGGGAAAGACUUCAACUUUGUGCUGAUAGAGAAGGAGAACGCUCCCAUCAAGAAGGAGACGGAGCGGCUGGUCAUGGCCAAAGACACCGGGAAGCAGUUUGUGUCCACUGCGCCUGCCACUUACUCAGGCACUUACUCUGAGGACUCGCUGAAGAGGGAGAAACAGAAACUUUUGUCCAGCGCAGUGGAUGAAGGAACUGAUGCCAAAUCUUCAACCUUGAAAUCUACCACAAAAGACAAAGCAACCUAUGCAGAGAUCCGUAAAGACGAGUUGGGUUUUGGGUUCUGCUCCUGCUGCAGCUGGUGGAAGUGGCUGCUGGCCCUCGUCUGCACCCUGCUGCUCCUCCUGGGGCUCCUCUUCGGACUCAUCACUUUGGGCGAGGAGGUGAGACGCCUGAAGAACCGUGUUGAUGCUCUGGAAGCCGCCCCUGGCAGUGCAUCAACCAGCCGCCUGUGGUCUUCCUCCGGCAUCAAUAUCAUCGACCCGCCUGACUCAGCAUACAUUGAAAGAACCUCUUCUGGUUCCACCCUCACCCGCUCCGAUAAUUCAAUCAACCUCGGGCCUGGAGGAGGCACAGGAACCGGACCAGGACAGGACAACACCGCCCUGCAGAGGACCGUUCAGCAGCUGCUCAGGACCGAACUACAAUCAAAUGCUAUGAGAGAAACUCUUGCUUAUUCUCUAAAAGGAGAGAAGGGAGAUCCAGGACCUAAAGGUGAUCCAGGGGCACUUGGACAAAAAGGUGAUAGUGGUUUUCCUGGACUGCCAGGUCCUCCUGGACAGAUUGGACACUCAGGACUGGAUGGACCAAGGGGACCAAAGGGAAAUCCAGGUGAACCAGGUCCAGAAGGACAACCAGGCCAGAGGGGACGGGAGGGACCAAUGGGCCCCCGGGGGGAGUCUGGACCGCCUGGUGUUGGAGAGAAAGGAGAUAAAGGUUCUCAGGGUGAACCAGGACAUCCUGGUCCUGCUGGAGGUCCUGGACCCAUGGGUCCAAAAGGUGCUGCUGGAGAGCAGGGUGUCUCUGGAGUCCCAGGUGUACCUGGUCCAAAGGGAUUCCAAGGCGAAGCUGGACCGUCUGGAGCCAAAGGUGACCGUGGAGCACCAGGUGUUCCGGGAAUUAAAGGGGACAAUGGAGAAAGAGGACCUCGUGGACCAGUGGGUGAACCAGGAACUCCUGGACCUCAAGGCCCAUCGGGACCAAAGGGAUCUAAAGGAAGUGGCGGUGAAUCGGGUUCAAUAGGACUUCCUGGUGCUAGAGGUUUACCGGGUCUCCCUGGUGACGUUGGUCCCCAAGGUCCUCCUGGAAUCCAAGGACCCCCAGGCGUUGCAGGAAUUCCAGGCCAGCCCGGUGGUAAAGGUGAACCAGGAUCUCCUGGUAAAGUCAUCAGCCCGGUAAACUCUGACACUGUGGCCAUUCCUGGACCUCCAGGACCAGCUGGACCUCCAGGUUCUGCUGGGUCCCCAGGUUUGUCUGGUCCCAUUGGUCCUGCUGGAGUCCCAGGCCAACCAGGUACAAAGGGAGAACGAGGGGAUAAGGGAGACAAGGGGGACCAAGGUCAACGUGGAGAGCCAGGCACCGGCCUUCCUGGACCCCCAGGGCUCCCAGGGUCCCGAGGUGAACCUGGACCUCAGGGGCCUCCUGGUGAGGGUAAGCAGGGGCCCCCAGGCCGCAGAGGCCCUCCUGGAGAUCCAGGUGUUGGAAAUCCUGGACCUCGGGGAGAGAAAGGAGAGCCUGGCAGCUUCUUGCCAACAUCUGAAACCUUCUUUGCGGGACCACCAGGACCUCCAGGUCCACCUGGUAAAGAAGGAGCACAAGGAUUCCAAGGUGAACCAGGUCAGCCGGGGCUUCCAGGGAGUCCAGGGGAGCCAGGGUUCCCAGGACCUCCAGGACCUCCAGGUGGCCCAGUAAGGGCAGGAGGGGAACCUGGAAGCUCAUUCAUUCCUGGACCACCUGGACCACCGGGACCACCAGGACCACCUGGGAGUGAAUCACCUGCUGUUGGCCAGUACAUUGCUGACUACCUCCAGAGUGACAGCAUCAGACAGUACUUGGCUGGACCUCCUGGACCUCCCGGACCUCCUGGAGAACCAGGUUCUCCUGGUGUUUCAGAAGACGCCCUGGUGGAUAACGUAGCCAGUCGAGUAAUCUCCUACAUCCAGAGUUCUGGCCCGGGGGCGCCUGGUCCUCCUGGCCCACCUGGAUCCGUCUCUGUCAAUGACAUCAUCAGUCUACUGCAGCGAGACGAAGUGAGGAUAUACCUUAUGGGUCCACCUGGCCCACCAGGACCUCCUGGAGGUCCAGGUAUCGGCGGCUUCUCGAUUAACCCCCAGGAGGUGGCUGAACGUGUCUACGGCCUCUUGAAUCAGAGAGGGGCGCUGGGUGCACCUGGAGCUCCAGGACCUCCUGGGCCUCCAGGGCCUCCUGGAAACCUGCUGGCAACUGGGUUUCAGUCUCUCAUCGGCCCUCCAGGACCCCCUGGUGCACAGGGUGUUCCUGGACCACAGGGUCCCCCUGGCCCCCCUGGACCACCAGGAUUUGGGAGCUACGUCAACUCGGACAUCCGUGACUACCUGCAGAGCGUUUCCCUCAGAGGCCCUCCAGGCCCUCCGGGGCCCCCUGGACCAGAGGGCCCUCCUGGUCCAAUCGGACGAAUGGUUUCCUUUACAGACCAUCACAACAGAGACAUGCUGAAGCCUGAAAGACAAGAUUAUGUCCGGCCUGAGUUUGAUGGUGGUGAUGGUUUGAGUCGACCCAUGUUUGGACCCCCUGGUCUACCGGGGCCCCCUGGACCUCCAGGACACAAGGGAGAGCCAGGUUUGGGCAGUAGCACCGAGUGGGGCCCAAACUCUAUUAACUUAUCCAUCAUGGCUGAAAGAUUGACUGAUUACAUCAAAGCUCAUGGCGUUCUGGACAGCAUCGUUGAGAACUACAACAGCAGGAUCUUCCAAGGUCCUCCAGGGCCACCGGGGCCUCCAGGCCCCGCCUGGUUUGGUUCCCAUGGAAACGCCACAAAUAUUAUGGAAAUUAUUGAAGCCGUUAGGCAGCAGAGCCACCAUGGACCUGCCGUCCACGGGCCCCGGGGUCCACCCGGCCCCCCAGGUCCACCAGGAGAGAGCCGACUGUUUGGUUCUCACACCAACGUUGUUGACAUAAUGGACUACAUCAAAGCACAUGGAAUGAUUGUGGGACCACAAGGGAGACCGGGACCGAAAGGGGACCAAGGACUUCCAGGACUAACGGGAGCAAAAGGUGAACGAGGUUAUCCUGGGCCUCAGGGAUACAAAGGACCAAAGGGUGACAGAGGAGAUUUAUUGCUGACAAGAAGAAGGAGAAGCUCUGGUGUUUGAUCGCUGAACUCGGAGCUCCAAGAGGGAUCAUGAAAGCUGUUAUCAGCGACUGAACUUUGUGUAAAGUAUUGAAUUUUAUGGUAUGACAUUUGUAUUCAUUAUGGGCAUUUUUAAAGGAUGUUUUUAAAAUGUUUUCUUUUAUUUUUGUAUGUAUGAGACCAAAGGAGAAGCUUUUGUUUAGAGGAAAUAUUUUAUUUACAGCAGAAUGAAAAUCAACAUUAUACAAGCAUUUCUAAAAACUAUACAUGUAUUUAAAAAAUGAAUUAAUGAGUCGAUAUGUUUUUGUUUUCAGUCUGAAUUUAGGAAGCUGAGCAGUUUUCGUAUAAAUAGUAAUUGAAAAUAUUUUUCUAAAAAAAGGUGCACAGCACUCCUUCAUUAUAUUUAUUUAACAACUCAGAACAGCCAAUCAAGAAAAACAAUAACGAGUUGAACCAAUCAGAGGUCAGAAAGGCCUAAACCAGUCAGGUCCAGUUUUUUUUAAAUUAAUAAAAGUAAAUGAAAAGAAAU
This is a messenger RNA of Poecilia latipinna (sailfin molly), 5241 nucleotides long. Its product is annotated as collagen alpha-1(XVII) chain-like. The transcript has 54 exons. Bases 166 to 4734 code for a protein of 1522 amino acids. Gene Ontology annotation, biological process: extracellular matrix organization. The record is from RefSeq and is a predicted model, not a curated record. NCBI's taxonomy places the organism in Eukaryota, Metazoa, Chordata, Actinopteri, Cyprinodontiformes, Poeciliidae. Gene Ontology annotation, molecular function: extracellular matrix structural constituent conferring tensile strength.